This is a messenger RNA of Lingula anatina, 1658 nucleotides long. RefSeq lists its product as uncharacterized. Lineage: Eukaryota; Metazoa; Brachiopoda; Lingulata; Lingulida; Lingulidae. The record is from RefSeq and is a predicted model, not a curated record.
GGAAUACCUACGUUGAGGGUCUGCCGCUAGAUGGCGUGGGGGUGAAAGCAGUCCUUUUAAAAUCUCGCAGAAUCUCGCUCGCGGCUUUACACCAGAGUUUAACAUGGAACUUGGGCACGCGUCGCUGACCGUAAACGAACUUAAACGCAAAUUACUCGAAUGUGGAGCAUUAACAACUGGAAGGAAAUGUGAAUUGAUUGAAAGGUUAGACGCAUAUGAGAGGAAUGCAAACUUUUCUGAAGAGCCAAUAUUUGUACCGAAACCAGAUUUUGUGGAAUGGCCAAAUACAGGCUUCAAGACCCUCAGACAAGAACAUUCAGAGCAACUACCUGCAAUUUUCUUGGGGCCAAUAGAAGGGUAUUUUUUGCAUCACCAAGUUGCUGAGAGAACCGUGAAAGACAUAAAAGCAUUAGAGAAGGGAAGGAGGUUAUUGCAAUCCAACCGCAUUUUAACUGUCAGUGUGUGCUUCAACAAGCCCAGCACAUUUUUAACAGGAAUUGUGAGAGCCGCAAUGAAGAAGAAGGUGAGCUACAAUAUCAAGUUAAAAUUAGGAAAUCAGGGUGAGCCUGUUAACAGCCAUUGUGAGUGUCCAGGUGGGAUGGGCCCUCAUGGAACAUGCAAGCAUGUCGCCUCCGUUUUGCUUUUACUUGUUCAGCUGACAUCCACAGGUGAACUGGCCUUGACAGGUAGCUGUACUGAUGUUCUGCAGACUUUUCACAAACCAAAGAAAGCUCAUACAGGUUCUCCAAAGAAGGCCCAUGAUAUUGGGGGCAGUGCAGACCACCGCUUUCAAGACCCCAGGCCAGCCAAAUACAGAAACAAGGCAGGAUAUAAUGAUUAUGUCAGGAACCUGACCUUUCAUUUUACUUCGGUGUCAAGGAUUGAUGUGGCUACCAGAUAUGCAUACCCGAAAGCCAACUUACAGGCAGCAGUGAUGGACCAUGACUACUGCCAAGUGCCAUGGACAGAAUACAUCGUGGAUAGAGGGAAUGAUGUUGAGGAACAAGCAGCCAAGGACAUUGAACGUAGUACUGUGCAGCAAGGGAAGAGUGCAAUCUGGCACAAGGAGAGAGAAUGGAGGAUCACUGCAUCCAGAUUUGGCGAAAUAACAGCAGCAACAGAGAAGAGGGACAUGAACAAACUGUGUGAGUCGUUGUUGACUCCAAAACCUCUGCACACACCAGCAAUCCGGCAUGGACAGGAUUACGAGAAAAUUGCAAUACGCAAAUUUGAAGAAAGUCAAAAUCUCAAAGUUGAACAGUGUGGAUUGUUUAUUUGUCUGGAAGCUCCUUAUUUAGGGGCCACGCCAGAUGGUUUGAUUGGUGUAGAUGGCAUUCUCGAGGUCAAGUGCCCAUACAAAGGCAGAAACAUGACAGUCGGUACCGGACCCAAUUUCCCCUUCAUUGAAUGUGUAUCUGGUGCCUUUCGCCUAAAGAAAACGCACAAAUAUUAUGCUCAGGUACAAGGCCAGCUGUUUAUUACGAAACGUUCAUUCUGCUAUUUUGUUGUAUUUACCUUCAAAGAUCUGUUUGUGGAGUUGAUCCAUUCCGACACUGAAUAUUUUUCAACAUGCAUUUUGCCCAGGCUCACUUUAUUUUAUGAGAAACACUAUAGAAAGUAUGUGGCAGCUAGUUUGUAGAAAGGAUGAGAUGGUUUUA